Molecule: messenger RNA, 4509 nt
Organism: Plodia interpunctella (Indianmeal moth)
Lineage: Eukaryota; Metazoa; Arthropoda; Insecta; Lepidoptera; Pyralidae
Gene: Plod
Product: procollagen lysyl hydroxylase
Exons: 13
Coding region: 704-2911 (735 amino acids)
Biological process (GO): peptidyl-lysine hydroxylation
Cellular component (GO): endoplasmic reticulum
Molecular function (GO): procollagen-lysine 5-dioxygenase activity; iron ion binding; L-ascorbic acid binding
Source: RefSeq, a predicted model, not a curated record
UUAGUGUGAUUGUGAUUAGUAUCUAGUUAGCAUAUGUGUAUUUUAUUUAUAUUAAUUUCCAAAAACACUCUCCUGGUAAUUUUUUACAUAAAAAAGCUUUAUUUCACAUUUUCGUGAUUCCUGCGCUUUAUUCUUGUCUAUAACUUGUCUUUGGCUAAAUACUCCCUGACUAACACACAAACAAGAAUGAAAUGUCUUUGAAAACUAAAAUGUUGGUGCUAACAAAAGUUAGUUUUAUUGAAUAUUAUUGCAUAAAAAAAUAAAAUAGUUUUCAAUAUUCGCAACGAAUUAUCGAGUGGGAACGCACACUUAGUGCAUAUUUAUAUUUUUACAAACGUUGUUUCAUAAUAAGUUGUAAAAUGUUUUGAUCAACAAGCUAUUCAAGACAAAUGAUAAUACUCAGUAUAUAUUCGUAAUGUCGGUGCGAUCUCAUUAUUAUAAAAACGUUACAUACUCGAAAUCAUAAUCAAUUGAUGUCGCGCAUUCGAGACGCGAGUACCAGUCAGUAGGAAGUUUCGUUUGCGUCCUCAUUUAUCAGUGAGUUGUGAUCGUCGUUGAGCUAGCGUUCGUCUAAAUCCUUAUCGUUAGUCACUGGACGGAAGCGGGAGUAGCCGUAUCUGGAACAGCGGCCGGCACUGUUUUUAUAUCGAUAUUUUAUUAGCCGGCUGUUCAUUGCUAGUACUCUCUGGAACAUUGAAUCGCCAUGCUGGAGCCAAGGAACUUCUUAUUGCAUUUGCAGCUGCUUAUAAUAAUUUUGUUUGCCCAAGUAAAUGGAAAUGAACUAGUUAUUGGAAAUGAUGAUGUAACUGUUUUAACAGUUGCAACUGAUGAAAAUAAUGGUUUGGAAAGAUUUUUGAGAUCAGCCAAAAUUUAUGGUAUCAAUGUGGAAGUUCUGGGUCUCGGGCAUGUUUGGAGUGGUGGUGACAUGAAUUAUGCUGGUGGUGGGCAGAAAAUCAACCUGCUGAAGGAUAAACUGCAAGAGCUAAUUAACGCUAAAAACAAGGAAAAAAUAAUUUUGUUUACAGAUAGCUAUGAUGUUAUGUUCCUUUCAACUUUGGAGGAGAUUGUGAAAAAGUUCAAGAGCUUCCCUGAUACCAGAGUAUUGUUUUCUGCUGAGCAGUUUUGCUGGCCAAACACAAACUUAGCUACACAAUAUCCCACUACUGAAGUUGCUAACCCGUUCUUAAAUUCUGGUGGAUUCAUUGGAUACCUACCAGAACUGUUGGAAAUUGUCAACUUCAAAGAAAUUAAAAAUAAUGAUGAUGACCAACUAUUUUACACAAUGGCAUAUUUAGAUAAAAGUUUACGUGAAGGACUCAAAAUAUCACUUGAUCAUAAUUCCGUCAUAUUUCAAAAUCUAAAUGGAGCUCUAUCUGAUGUUGAGUUGAAGUUGAAUACUACUGAAGAUUGGCCCUACAUUGAGAAUGUUGUGACCAAGCAACGGCCCUUGAUUGUACAUGGUAAUGGUCCCUCUAAACUGACAUUGAACAACUUGGGUAAUUAUUUGGCCAAAUCCUGGUCUCAGAGACAUGGUUGUGCAAUAUGUGAAGAGAAAAAAAUUGAGCUGAAGGAAGACCUUUUGCCUAAUGUCAUGAUGGCUGUCUUCAUCGAGCAAGAAACUCCUUUCCUGGAAGAAUUCUUGGUCUCACUACUCGAAAUUGACUAUCCCAAACAGAAGAUACAUUUGCUUCUUAGAAACAAUGUAGAAUUUCAUGAAAGUGAAGUGGAUACAUUUUUCCAAAGCCAUUCUAAGGAAUUUUUGACCGCAAAACGUAUCAAGCCUAGUGACUUGAUUGCAGAGUCAGAAGCUAGAAAUAUUGCCAAAGAUCGUUGCAUGAACAGCAUUUGCGAGUACUUAUUUUCGAUAGACAGUUUAUCUCGCGUGGAGCCCGGUACACUCCGUUAUCUGCUGUCUUCUGGGUACGAUGUCAUCGCCCCCUUGCUGGCGCGGUCAGGCCAGGCCUGGUCCAAUUUCUGGGGCGCGACCAAUUCCGCCGGCUUCUACGCGAGAUCACAUGACUAUAUGGAUAUCGUGUACAGAGGAAACAAGGGAAUAUGGAACGUGCCGUUCAUCACUAAUUGCUAUCUCAUGAAAAUAUCUACGUUCCAAACAAGAUUCACAAAAACUGUAUCUUAUACGAAAGAAAAUGUUGAUGCAGAUAUGGCAUUCUGUGCCAGUUUGCGGGAACAUGGCAUCUUUAUGUACGUGAGCAACGAGGAGAACUUUGGUCAUUUAAUUAAUCCUGAAAAUUAUGACAUAACCCGCACUCACCCAGAUGUAUACCAGGUCAUUGAUAACAAGAUUGAGUGGGAAAAACGGUAUCUCAACGAGAACUUUUCCAUAAACUUUGAACCUAACCGAGAGCAUUUGAUGCCGUGUCCGGACGUGUACUGGUUCCCGAUGAUGUCAGCUAGAUUCUGCCAAGAAUGGAUCGAUGUUAUGGAAGCUUAUGGCAAAUGGAGCGAUGGUUCUAAUCAGGACUCACGCCUGGAGGGUGGCUAUGAAGCCGUGCCAACGCGCGACAUACACAUGAAGCAGGUUGGUUUGGAGCGCCAGUGGUUAUACAUCCUGAAAACAUAUGUGCGGCCGCUGCAAGAAAUGGUCUUCACCGGAUAUUAUCAUAACCCUCCAAAUUCUUUGAUGAACUUCGUGGUGCGAUAUCGACCUGACGAACAGCCUUCAUUGCGACCUCAUCAUGACUCCUCGACAUACACCAUCAACUUGGCGCUCAAUACACCCAAUGUGGACUACGAAGGUGGGGGUUGCCGUUUCAUACGGUAUAACUGCUCCGUUCAUGAAAUGCGGCGCGGCUGGUUGCUGAUGCACCCGGGACGACUCACACAUUACCACGAGGGUCUACUAGUCACCAAAGGCACUAGAUACAUCAUGAUUUCUUUUGUCAAUCCCUAAUUUUUUUUUCUGAGAUGUUUUAAACUUCACUUAUUUUUACAUUUAUAUAAACUUGUUAUCUGUAAGCCUUACUUAACUCACUAUACUUUAAGAGAACUACAGUGCCAUACCUAAACUCGGCAGUUUAUUUUUCACUAUCCGUACCAUUAAGUACAGCUGGAACCUAUAUAAAUUCUACAGAACUUGUGGUUGGUGCUGAAAGAUUUCUAAACUGUUUAUUUAAAAUAGGUUCUCAAAAUAAAACUCCAUUUAUUCAAGUGAGUUGUCCGACUUUAGGUCACGACUUCAUUUGCGCAACAAAUUAUUGGUUCAGUAGUUUCGAAGCAAACUAGCUGGGAAGCGUUAUUUCUUUAAGGGUUUCGGAAACCUAAAAAUAAGAAUCUGAAUUAAGAUGAAAUAUUUUUUUUUAUCUUUGAAUAAUGAGACAUUUUUUGUAUGUGUUCAUAAAUAUUUUAUCUCUUUUACUUUUUAAAUAUAUAUGCGUAGUCCUUGUUUUUCGCGUAUAGCGACACUAACGCAAUGGCAUUUGUCUAUCGCAUCACAUUUCGCAUGCCGUCGGUCGCCAUAAGUUCCAGUGAAAUGGGGCUAUUGUUUUUGCAAAUUUAUGAAUGUGUUUAUUUGUUAAGACAGGUCUUGUAUUAUAUAUAACAUAGGAUAGUAUCGAACAGGGCUGAAUUCAGUUAUGUACCCAUUGAUAUAUAUUAUGUGUUCAAUAGGCACCUACUUAUCUACUUUCAAAAUGUAAACCCUGCUUUAUUAUCACGUUGUUUUAGGUUUAUCUAAUUAUAAUAAUAAUAAUUAUCUAAUUAUAUUAAUCUGAGAUAAUGUUGGAUAGUGAAAUGUCCAUACCUGGACACCAAAACCCAUCAGCCUGUUAUGUUCGAAGCACUUUGAAAAUAAUAUUUGGAUACUAGCAAAUUUUAUACAAAACUACGACCUGGAGCAGUGCCAACUGUGUGUGAAUAUCAUUUUUUUUUUUAAUUUUAAUUAUAAAAUGAGUCUCACAUAUAGAGUUUAAUUAGAAUGAACAUCCAUAGCUCGUUCUUUUUUUGAAAUUGGAGAAUAACAUUUAUUACUUGGCUUUUUCUGUUAUUUUGCCAGCAAUUCAAAAUUUUAUCCGAAUUCAAUUUUGUUGAAAAUGGGUAAAAAUAAAAAGUGGUGACGCGGCAACUAGACUGAUAAUUGUUUAAAACUUACAGCCGAUUAUCUGAGCGAACAGCGUAUAUCUGUUUUAAAAUAGUUCGGAUUUAAACCAGAUAGUAAAUCUGUGGUAUAUUGUUAAAAAUAAAGUCUGAAACAAACGUAACACCAGUCAAAACUAACUAAGAAAAAUGUAUUGAAAUUGAAUCGUUGCAGAGCUGUUAUUGAAAAUAAGAGUUACAUCACUAAAUAUUAAUGGUUAGGCUGUGGACAGUAGUUACGUCGUAAAUAACAAUACCAAAUAAAAAUAGUUAAUAUUGUUAUUAUACUUUUUUGUUAUUUUUAUUAAUUACUUGUCCAUUAUUAUUGAUGCCUAAAAACUGAUAGAAAUGUUUGUUCGUAUAUGUAAUAUUAAAACUGCACUUGUAUAAUGGGAAUAAAUGAUAAAUCAUUGAACA